Messenger RNA from Pseudopodoces humilis (Tibetan ground-tit), 4635 nucleotides. The record is from RefSeq and is a predicted model, not a curated record. Lineage: Eukaryota; Metazoa; Chordata; Aves; Passeriformes; Paridae.
GAAAAGCGUUUGACAUCACGUAUGUGCGCCUGAAGUUCCACACCAGCCGGCCUGAGAGUUUUGCCAUCUACAAGCGCACACAGGAGGAUGGCCCUUGGGUGCCCUACCAGUACUACAGUGGAUCCUGUGAGAGCACCUAUCACAAAAUCAACCGUGGCUUUAUCCGCACUGGGGAGGACGAGCAGCAGGCACUCUGCACUGAUGAGUUCAGUGACAUCUCCCCUCUUACUGGAGGCAAUGUGGCCUUCUCAACACUGGAGGGGCGUCCCAGUGCCUACAACUUUGACAACAGCCCAGUGCUGCAGGAAUGGGUGACGGCUACAGAUAUUAGAGUGACCCUCAAUCGUCUGAACACAUUUGGAGAUGAAGUUUUCAAUGACCCAAAAGUUCUGAAGUCUUACUACUAUGCAAUUUCUGAUUUUGCUGUGGGUGGUAGAUGCAAAUGCAAUGGGCACGCAAGCGAGUGUGUGAAGAAUGAGCUUGGGAAGCUGGUCUGCAACUGCAAGCACAACACGUUCGGAGUGGACUGUGAAAAGUGCCUUCCUUUCUUCAAUGACCGCCCAUGGAGGAGGGCAACCGCAGAGAGCGCCAACGAGUGCCUGUCAUGCGACUGCAACGGGCGGUCCCAGGAGUGCUACUUUGACCCCGAGUUGUACCGCGCCACAGGCCAUGGCGGCCACUGCACCACCUGUGCCGGCAACACAGAUGGACCCCACUGCGAGCGCUGCCGGGAUAGCUUCUACCGCCUGGCCAGUGAUGAGGCCUGUCUGCCAUGCAGCUGCAAUCCAGUCGGCUCCCUCAGCACACAGUGCGACAGCUACGGCCAGUGCAGCUGCAAACCUGGUGUGAUGGGGGACAAGUGUGACAGGUGCCAGCCAGGGUUCCAUUCCCUCUCUGAAGCUGGGUGCAGGCCAUGUUCUUGCAAUGCUGCUGGUAGCACAGGAGAAUGCAACAUUGAGACAGGGCGAUGUGUGUGCAAGGACAGUGUGGAAGGAUUCCACUGUGAGAGAUGCAAACCUGGAUUUUUCCAUCUGGAUUCCUCCAACCCAAGAGGCUGUACCCCCUGCUUCUGUUUUGGACACUCUUCAGUCUGCACCAGUGCUGUGGGCUACAGUAUCUAUAACAUCACAUCCAGCUUCGAGUUUGGAGAGGAUGAGUGGCGUGCUGAGCAGCGUGAUGGCUCGGAAGUCUUGCUCCAAUGGAGUGCUGAGACCCAAGAUAUCUCCGUUAUCUCAGACACCUACUUUCCCAUGUACUUCGUUGCACCCCGCAAGUUCUUGGGCAACCAGGUUUUGAGUUACGGGCAAAACCUGACUUUCUCCUUCCAUGUGGACAGGCGGGACACACGCCUCUCUGCAGAAGACCUGGUGCUGGAAGGGGCUGGGCUGAGGGUGUCAGUGCCUCUCAUUGCCCAGGGCAACUCCUACCCCAGUGAGAAUGUGCAGACCUACACCUUCAGGCUCCAUGAGGCUGCAGAUUACCCGUGGAGGCCUGCUCUUAUGGCAUUUGAAUUCCAAAAGCUUCUCUACAACUUGACUUCCAUCAAGAUCCGUGGGACAUACAGUGAGAGAAGUGCCGGUCACCUGGAUGAUGUCACCAUCACAAGUGCUCAUCCCGGACCUGGUGUGCCUGUGGCCUGGGUGGAGAGCUGCUCAUGUCCAGUGGGAUAUGAGGGGCAGUUCUGUGAGCGUUGUACCUCUGGGUACUGGCGAGAGACCCCAAGCCUCGGGCCCUACAGCCCCUGUGUGCCUUGCACAUGCAACGGGCACAGCGAGACAUGUGAUCCUGAGACGGGCAUGUGCAAUUGCAGGGAUAACACAGCGGGGACUCACUGUGAGAAGUGCAGCGAUGGGUAUUAUGGCGAUGCCACGGCUGGCACAGCCUCGGAUUGCCAGCCCUGCCCAUGCCCAGGCAUCUCAAGCUGUGCCAUUGUGCCCCGCACCAAGGAGGUUGUGUGUACCAGCUGUCAGGCUGGCACUACAGGCAAGAGGUGUGAGCUGUGUGAUGAUGCCUAUUUCGGAGACCCACUGGGCAAAAAAGGUGCUGUGAGGCCCUGCCGCCUAUGCCAGUGCAACAACAACAUCGACCCCAAUGCUGUGGGCAACUGUGACCGCCAGACUGGCGAGUGCCUCAAGUGCAUCUACAACACUGCUGGCUUUUACUGUGACCGCUGCAAGGAUGGCUUCUUUGGGAACCCCCUGGCCCCUGACCCCUCUGACAAGUGCAGAGCUUGUCACUGCAAUCCCUACGGCACAGUGAAUCAGCAGACGAUUUGCAAUCAAGUGACUGGGCAGUGUGAGUGCUUGUCUCAUGUCACUGGGAGGGACUGCAGUGCCUGUGAGCCUGGAUUCUUCAACCUCCAGAGUGGACGUGGCUGUGAGAGGUGCAACUGCCAUGUGCUGGGCUCCACCAGUGGGCAGUGUGACAUCCAAACAGGACAGUGCGAGUGCCAGCCAGGCAUCACCGGCCAGCAUUGUGAUAGAUGUGAGGCAAACCACUUCGGCUUUGGCUCUGAAGGCUGUAAACCUUGUGACUGUGAUCCUGAGGGCUCGCAGUCCCUGCAGUGCCGGGAGAACGGUCACUGUGAGUGCAAGGAAGGCUUCGUGGGGAGCCGCUGCAACCAGUGUGAGGAGAACUAUUUCUACAACCGCUCGUGGCCAGGCUGCCAGGAGUGUCCAGCCUGUUACAGAUUAGUGAAAGAUAAGGUAGCAGAGCAGCGUCAAAGACUGCAGGAGUUGGAAAAUCUUAUAGCAAAUCUGGGUACCAGAGAAGAAACUGUAACUGAUGAAGCCUUUGAAGAGAGGUUGAAGCAGGCAGAAAGAGAAGUUACAGAGUUGCUUCAUGAAGCACAAAAGAGCAAAGACGUAGAUCAGGGCCUCAUGGAUCGUCUCAGAGACAUCAACAGCAGCUUAGUGAGUCAACUCAACAGACUGAGGAACAUCCAGGGCACGGUGCAGGACACAGAGAACCUGGCGGAGCAGGCGCGGGUGCGGGUGGAGGACACUGAGGACCUGAUCAGCUUGGCUUCUGAUAUGCUGGAGAAGGCCAAGAUGGCAGCUGCCAACGUGUCCAUUACAUCUCCAGAGCAAAUUGGGGACCCCAACAACAUGACUCUGUUGGCAGAAGAGGCCCGUAAGCUGGCAGAAAGGCACAAAAAGGAAGCUGAUGAGAUUGUUCGCACAGCCAAGGCUGCAAAUGAUACUUCCACAGAAGCAUAUCAACUGCUGAUGAAGACCCUGGCUGGAGAAAACCAAACUGCAAUUGAUAUUGAUGAGCUCAACCAGAAGUACAGUCAAGCAAGGAAUAUUUCUCAAGACCUAGAGAAACAGGCCAACAAGGUGCUUGUGGAGGCAGAGGAAGCUGGAAACAGAGCCCUGGAGAUAUAUGCUAAUCUCACCAGCCUGCCUACUGUGGAUUCCACAGGGCUAGAGAAUGAAGCAAAUAAGAUCAAUAAGGAAGCAGAGGAACUGGAUCAACUAAUUGCCAGGAAGCUAAAAGAUUACGAGGACUUGAGAGAAGAUAUGAAAGGAAAGGAGUUAGAAGUAAAGAACCUCUUGGAGAAAGGGAAGACAGAGCAGCAGACUGCAGACCAGCUCUUGGCUCGAGCAGAUGCAGCAAAAGCCCUGGCUGAAGAAGCUGCUCGGAAGAGCAGUGGCACACUACAGGAGGCCAAUACCAUUCUCAGCAAUCUGAAAGACUUUGACAGGCGGGUGAAUGAUAACAAGACAGCAGCUGAGGAGGCACUGAAGAAAAUCCCUGCCAUCAGCCAGACCAUUGCAGAGGCCAACAACAAGACACACCAGGCAGAGCUGGCACUGGGCAAUGCUGCUGCUGAUGCCCGAGAGGCCAAGGCCAGAGCAGAUGAUGCUGAGAAAAUUGCCAGCUCCGUUCAGAAGAGUGCUGCUGCUACCAGAGCUGAAGCCGACAAGACCUUUGCUCACGUGACAGGACUGGCCAGGGAGGUGGAUGACAUGAUGAAGCAGCUGCAGGAUGCAGAAAAAGAGCUGAAGCAGAAGCAGGCCAAUGCUGAGCAGGAUAUGAAGAUGGCAGGCGAGGCCUCACAGGCUGCCCAGGAGGCAGAAGACAAUGCAAGAAAAGCUAAGAACUCCGUGAACAGCCUACUCACUGUCAUUAAUGACCUGCUGGAUCAACUAGGGCAACUGGAGACUGUGGACUUGAACAAAUUGAAUGAAAUUGAAGGUACCCUGAACAGUGCCAAAAACCAGAUGAAAGAUAGUGACCUGGACCAGAAAGUGUCUUUCCUUGAGAGAGAAGCCAAGAAGCAAGAUGAUGCGAUACAGGCCUACAACAGGGAUAUUGAAGACAUCCUGAAGGACAUUAGCAACCUGGAAGACAUCAGGAAAACCUUGCCAUCUGGCUGUUUCAACACCCCGUCCAUUGAGAAACCCUAAGGGUGUGCUGGGGGUGGGGGGAAUCGCCAUGGUGAGUGGUGAUUCAGCCAUGUUUGGCCAUGGAGUGCCUUAACACACAUUACCGUCUCCAAAUCCCCAACUCUUUGCUGCUCGCAGCCGCUGUUUUCUUCUCAAGUCAGGAUAAGUUGAAAGGGUUUUUGUUUUUUUUGUUUUUUUGGGUUUUUUUUGUUUGGUUGGGGUUUUGGUUUUUGUUUUGGGGUUU